GACGUCAUGGAGGAAGUCAACGCCGGUAAAACAACAACGCGCCAAAUUUGUGCUUUAUUCCCUGUUGUCACAGUCGCAGACGCAUGAAAAAGUUUGUCUGUGCAAGUAUAUUUGGAAAACACUGCUGCACAAGGAAGACUGUGCAGCAUGGCUGUGCCUUUUGUGCAGGACUGGGACCUUGUUCAGACACUUGGAGAAGGAGCCUAUGGAGAAGUGAGGCUGCUGGUGAACAGACAGACCGAGGAGGCGGUUGCAGUGAAGGUGAUCGACACAUCUCAGGCCAAAGAGUGUGCUGAAAAUGUCAAGAAGGAGGUCUGCGUCCAUAAGAUGCUCAACCACGCCAACAUCGUACGUUUUUUUGGCCAUCGGAAGGAAGGUACGACUAUGUAUCUCUUCCUGGAGUACUGCACCGGAGGAGAGCUGUUCGACCGAAUCGAGCCUGAUGUGGGGAUGGCGGAGAGAGAUGCUCAUAGACUUUUCCUGCAGCUAAUAGCGGCGGUGGAAUACCUCCACGGUGCCGGAAUCACCCACAGAGACAUAAAGCCAGAGAACAUUUUGCUGGAUGAUAAAGAUAACCUGAAGCUGACAGAUUUUGGCCUGGCCACCAUGUUUCGUUUCAGAGGACGAGAGCGUCUCCUGAGUCGUCUCUGCGGGACUCUUCCCUACGUGGCUCCGGAGCUUCUCGGCCAAACAGAGUACAAAGCUCAGCCUGCAGAUAUCUGGGCUUGUGGGAUUGUCCUCACUGCCAUGCUGGCUGGAGAGUUGCCAUGGGAUCAGCCGACUGAGAGCUGUCAAGAGUUUUCAGACUGGCUUCAAAAGAAAACAUACCUACCUCCUUGGAAGAAAAUACAACCAAUGCCUCUUAGUUUGUUGUCCAAAUUACUGCUGGCCAGUCCAGAUGCACGCAUCACAAUAUCCGACAUACAGAAAGACCGCUGGUUUACUCAAGGUGUAAAGCAACCGCCUGCAGGCUCACGAGGAAACAAACAACUUCGGUCAGACGGUGGACUCAUAUCCCGCACCAACAGUGAUGACAGGAUGCAGUUUUCCAGCUCUCAGCCUGAUUUUGCAGCAGGAGGCUGGGAAGCCAUGUUAAUAAUCGGCCAAAGCGAGGGCCAAGUCAGCUUCUCUCAGCCAACCAAGCCGGAGCACAUGCUGCUGGGUAGUCAGCUGCUGGGCACACCGGGAGCCAGUCAGACGCAGUGGCAGAGAUUAGUGCGGAGAAUGACUCGUUUCUUCACCACCGUGAAUGCUGACGUUUCCUUAUCUUCCCUUAAAGACGCCUGUGACGGCCUGUCACUCAGCUUCAAACUCACCUGCACCAAACAGGUGACGGUGAGCACACUGGACAAACGCAACAACAAACUCAUCUUCAAAGUCCAUUUGCUAGAGAUGAACCGGAGAGUGCUGCUGGACUUCAGACUGUCUAAGGGUGACGGUCUAGAGUUUAAGCGUCUCUUUGUGAAAAUAAAACAGAAGCUCGGAGACAUCAUCAGCACUCAGAAGAUUUUACCCCCCAUGAUAUGAGCAACCUCUACAUACAAAUGCACACUGCUAUGGACAUUGGAGGGAGAACCUGUAGAUAUUUAGCUGUUCUACAGAUAUUUAAAAUGUACCCUGCUGUUCUCGUCAAGCAUGUGUGUGUGGACUCUUGUUUUCUUGCACUUCUAUUCUCGUGAGAACCGGUAAAGUGUUUGAUGCGAGGAAGGUGGACAUUUUUAAAAACUUUAAAGGGUUAAAUCGUCACUUCCUUAAGGAGUCGUUUUUUUCAAGGAUAGAAGAAAGUGUUUGUGUGUGUGAUUUGUUUUGAUUAUGUUUAACAUGAUAUAGUCCAAAGUCUUGAAUAAAUUAUUUAAAAAAACAACAUGGUAUGCUAAAUAAUUUUUGAUAAAUGAUGCAUAUACUGAUGAUGAACACUAACUAAAAAAAGAAAAGUUUUAGAGUUGGAUUUGGAUUCAAAUAUAAAAGCCUUUUAGUAUGAAAUAGAUGGAUAAGGAAACAGCAGGUUCUGUUUCAAUGCUAAAGAGAAAGGGUUUCCUUGUUAAAAAAACACUUGUCUGAGCAGUGUACUUAUCAUUUAAUGUAGAAUUCAAAUGAUCAAAGUUAUGUAUUGAAAGAUAAAUGUGAGGAGAGCUUUUAACUGUUAUUGAAGUUGAGUUGGUAACAAACUGUCUA
Messenger RNA from Anoplopoma fimbria (sablefish), 2175 nucleotides. RefSeq names its product checkpoint kinase 1 (gene chek1). The transcript is spliced from 14 exons. Gene Ontology annotation, molecular function: ATP binding; tau-protein kinase activity; protein serine/threonine kinase activity. Gene Ontology annotation, cellular component: cytoplasm. Gene Ontology annotation, biological process: protein phosphorylation; DNA damage checkpoint signaling; microtubule cytoskeleton organization. The record is from RefSeq and is a predicted model, not a curated record. Lineage: Eukaryota; Metazoa; Chordata; Actinopteri; Perciformes; Anoplopomatidae. Bases 148 to 1527 code for a protein of 459 amino acids.